GUUGGACCGUUUUUUAGUUUUUUAGUUUUUUAGUUUUUUUUUUCAUUUGGGUCUAACCCCUUGAUAUUUUCCCGUGGUUUUGGUUCUUGGAUGGCUUUAGUUAUCGUCAAUUCUUUUCCUCUAUCACCGUCACGGUUCGAACUUCCAUUUCACCCAACCCGCCUGUUCGGACGAUAGAAUCUCGUGCGCCUACAUCGGCCUACACCUCUCCCGAGCCAAUAUAUCGGUCAAGACUUUGGACCCCUGAAAUAAGCGCAUGAGCCACGGCACGCCAGCGGCAUAUACUACUCUUCCGCCCCGUCCACCUCCGCACCUCUUCGAAGCCCGCCCGACUCGAGUUCAUCUUUGACCCAAGGCACUCCCCAUCUUGGAUACCAAAACACGAUUUUAGGAUUCCCGCCGCCAAUUGCCACCCUAUCCACCUCAGCUACGCACCGUGGAAGCUGUGGAAGCUUGUUGCAUUCCAUUGUCUUGCUUUGGCGUUGAAACUGGUCUCAGCCCCAGACAUCACCCCCAUAUUGUGCACAUUGGCCAGCCGAAGCAGUCAAUACUCUCUCUCUCUCUGUAUUCCUAGAAUAACACGGUGGUAGAGGAGCCGGACAUUCGGUCGCCUGGACUUGAAGAAACACUCCGGCCCCGCCAAACAGGACAUAAGCCGACCGGCCAGACCAACAACGGCUAGAUUCGCCUACCAGGGACUACCAGGGGACACACAGGAGAACGGACACGGGACCUCCAGGGAUACUGUGGCAGCAUUCCAAACUUUUACUACAUACAUCAUGCCCCUUAGACCCAAUCCUGCUCUGCCCCCCUCGCAGCCAGCAAGAGACUUACCGCCUCCCCAACGCCCCAUUGAACGUCCAACACCUCCUCCCAAAGCCCUAGCCCUGCGAGGAUCGCUGGAUAAGAUCAGAUCCGUCAGUUCAGAGCACAACGCCGUCCCCCCCAGAGUCCCAGAAAAGCCGCGCAUAGUGCCCGCUCCACCGCCUCGCCCAUCCUCGACCAUCAUCCUCCCAGCCCCCUCCACCUUGGCCCCCUUGCAAGAGUACCACAGCGGGUUUUCUGAGCAAGACGCUGAGUCGGGCUCGGGUCUAAACAAACAUCGCCGCGGGUCAUCGUUCCCGAACCUGAUCGCCCUCACCUUUGGCACCGAAAACCAGCCCGCCUCCUCCUCCUCGGAGCAAACCGACAGUUCCCAAGGAGCGUUUGCCGACUGGCUGAACAGCUCGGGCGCGGCAGCAGCAGAAGCAUUGGGAAUGGCUCCCACCUUAACAGCCCGCAGCAGCAAAGCGAGCAAGGCGGCGGACAAUCAGUCCCUGACCGGCUCCGUUCGCGACGGUGACACCUCCUUGGACAAGACGCCCACAAGGUCGCGUAGACGCGGGACCAACGCCAGCCAGUUUAGCAACCGCAGCAGCAUGCAUGAACCAUCCACGCCCAAGGGUAACGUCACCUCCCGGCUCAUAUCGGCCAUCUCGUCCAAGUUCACGCCGGGCCCGGCGGCGUCCUCUGGCCCUGCCGUUGACGACGACGAGAUCUUGAACCUUGACAUCGAGGCCGCCCUGUUCCCUCCCAAUGGGGCUGCGCCCAACAGCGACAUCUCCCCGACCGCGUACAAGGACCUGCAGGCCAACGCCAUCGGCCUCUUCACCAAGAUGCAAGCCGCCUUCCGCGAGCGCGUAAUCACCAUCCGCGACCUGGAAGCCGAGAAGUCUGCCCAGCGCGACGAGAUUGAGGCGGCCGAGACGCGCGCCCAGCACCUGAAGAUGCAGCUCGAGGGUAUGGCGCGCAAGGCUUCCGAGCACGAGCAGGCCAUCCAGAAGCUGAUGGACGAGCUCGCCUUUGAGCGCAGCAAGUUCCGUCCCGUCCCACAGCGCACGUCGACCAUCAUGUCCGAGUGCAGCGUUGUGUCGGAGGACCUCGGCGUCGACGCCGACUACAACGCCCGGCGCAAGUGGCGCGAGAGCGCCAGCACCAUCAAGACGGACUACUCGUACUCGACUGACACCGACAGCGUCGCCGAGAGUGAGAGCGUGUUCUCGGCGCGGUGCCGCAGCCCCAUCGUUCCUGGUGGCGGCUUUGAUGGUACCAUGAGCAUCGUCAACAGCCCCGCUCCCUCAGUAACGACGUUGCAACGGAACGUGAGCGUCACCAACAAGAGGAGGUCCAUGGGCCCUCCUCCCCCCGUCCCGACCACCCCCAAGCCCAAGAUCAUGGGCACCCAGAUGAGCGCGUUCCAGAAGAUCAUCAGGGGCAUCGCGCCCGGCUCGGACGAGAACGGGUGCGUGAACUGCAGGGGCCAGGACGCCAGCAUGGCCUGGGACACGGUCGGCUUGCUGCGUGACGAGAACAGGCACUUGAAGGAGCGCGUGGGUGAGUUGGAGAUGGCGGUCGAGGGAUGCUUGGACUUGGUUAACGGCAUUGGCCUGUAAAAGCUGCUGUCAUUCCAAUCCAGCUGAUGCGGCGUUUAAGGGUUUUUAUGACUUGGCUUUCGUUUUGCCUUUUGUCUCUUCUUUUCUUUUCUUUUUUUGAUUAAUGGCCGUGGAUGAUGACAACAACAACAACAACAACAACAACAACAAAGAUUUAGCAUGACCUAGACCGCCGCGGGCUAGACUCUGGAUUUUGUUUCUUUUUUGCAUUGUGUGUCUGUGGGUUCCGUUGAAACAGAUACCAUUUUUGUUUGAUACUAAGAUGAUAUAUAUACCAGAAUGGGGGGUUGGCUUAUGUAGGUAGUAUGGGAGGGUUUUAAAGGGAGAAGAGACCGAAAGGGCUUUUAUGAUGUCGGGAUGAAGUGGACCAUGAGGUGACCGAUCACAGUCAACACAGAGCCUGUAAAAAGACAGAUAAUGUAUAUAAAAGCCGGGGUCCCUUUUUUUGAUUUCACUGCUUUGUGUCUAUAAGUCAAGAAUAUGUCCAUAAGAAACCCCCGCCGGCGCGUG
Messenger RNA from Neurospora crassa OR74A, 2942 nucleotides. RefSeq lists its product as hypothetical. Lineage: Eukaryota; Fungi; Ascomycota; Sordariomycetes; Sordariales; Sordariaceae. The record is from RefSeq and is a predicted model, not a curated record. Bases 780 to 2432 code for a protein of 550 amino acids. The transcript has a single exon.